GAGAGCUUCAGGGUCGCCCGGGCAGGGUUCUGGCUCAUCCCAGAGGGACGCUAGGAGGCGCGGCCUCUCUUCGCGAUGGCCAAUCCGCGGCCACCCCUCUCCUCCCACAAAUCCCCAACUUCUCUGAGCCUUGGCUGGGUUUCCCGCCGUGUGUCUCUGCAUUGCCCUGUGUCUCUCCCCAUUCUCGGGCUCUUUCCUCCCCCUCCUGCCCCACUGACCCAUGGGCCUCACCUGGCCCAGUGACUCUGUGACCGCUUCACACUUUUGUCCCCUCACUCCCCUGGGCCCCGUCGGUGCAUGAGCCCAACCCUUCCUGCUAUUUUCCUCGUCACUCUUCAGCCCCCUCUCUCAUAUCCUCUGAACCGGUUGACAAUACUCUUCGUGUUCUUUUUAAACUGCAAUUCCUGAACUACAAAUCCUGGCCGGGCGUGGUGGCUCAGUCCUGUAAUCCCAGCACUUCGGGAGGCCAAGGUGGGCGGAUCGCUUCAGGUCAGGAGUUUGAGACCAGCCUGGGCAACAUGGUGAAACCCCGCUCUCUACUAAAAUACAAAAAUUAGCCGGGCAUGAUAACAAGCGCCUGUAAUCCCAGCUACUUGGGAGGCUAACGCACGAGAAUCUUGGGGGGAAAAAACCCCAAAACUGUAAUUCCUGGCUGAGGUAUGCUUUGUAUAUCCUUCUUAGCUGACCUGAGCCCAAUUUACCUCAAGACUUGGCCUCUUGGUCUCCUCAGCCCAAAUGCUCACUUUAUUCUCCUAUCCCCUCUUUGAGGGAAGCAGAGGGCCUUCCUUCCCCUCAUCCUGGACAAGGCAUGCGUGCUCAGAUUUUCCUGUAAGGCAACAUGGGCUCUUGCCUGCCACUCUGGCCGCCUGGUGUCUCCAUUAUAGUCGGUGCCUCAGUGAGGUCCUUAAGAGGGCAAGAGGUGACUUUCUUUCUAACUAUGUAGGGAGCCAGGGAAUCCCGGCCAGAGAUAAGCUUAGAUGGAUGCCAGCAGGCCCCUGGGUAGUUAGGGUUCAAAGAACAAUGUGGAACCACAUAGGUUACAAAGUGAGUACAGAAAGGCCUCUAGAAGGCCGCAGGCAUUUGCCUUUUUCUUUUAGCUGAUAGGAUGGGGCGAGAUUAGGAGAUGGGACGAGGAAGGAGGAUGCUUUGAACUGAACAGACAAGUCUGUCUGACUUCUCACAGCUUGUUCUGUGGGAGAGUGUGGGGCCAGUUGCUUGUAGUUUUUUCCUGCCCCUGGGAAUAUCCCUGCCAGCACUGGGGCCCAGGGCCCUGCAGACUGCCCUAUUUGCUUCAAAACUUCUUUCCCCAACCUGGCUGAUCUCACCAUGUCAAGAUCUAGUUAUGCUUGAGCAGGCAUUGGGCUCCAGGCCUCUGGCCCCUCCAGAAGGGCCACUUGACUGUAAGGAUGAAAUCCUGUCUCUGAGCUGCACUCAGUGUGAAGUGCCGCCACCUGCAUCUCCCUGUCUCAGGGUUGUGGAUACCCCCUGGCUGGGCUUCAUGGAGAAAUCUUCUCUGAUCACCAACCUGAAUCCCAGAGUAGCCUCCAUCUUAGGACAGAAUGAGAGGCCUUCUGUAACCAGAUAUAACUGGCCAGCAUGGGGAAAUUGAUCAGGAUGGGGCCGCAAGAGAGGUGGUUACUCCGGACAAAGCGGCUUCAUUGGAGUCGCCUCCUCUUCUUACUGGGAAUGUUGAUCAUCGGUUCUACCUAUCAGCACCUUAGGAGACCCCGGGGCCUUUCCUCAUUGUGGGCAGCAGUCUCUUCUCAUCAGCCUAUAAAACUGGCCAGUCGAGACCUCCCCAGUGAAGAGAUGAUGAUGGUGAGCAGCAACCCUUCAAAACCUAGCUCCGAAAUGGGGGGUAAGAUGCUGGUACCCCAAGCCUCAGUGGGCAGUGAUGAAGCAACACUGAGCAUGACAGUGGAGAAUAUCCCCAGUAUGCCUAAAAGAACAGCCAAGAUGAUCCCAACAACAACCAAGAAUAAUUACAGCCCAACAGCAGCAGGUACAGAAAGAAGGAAGGAAGACACCCCAACAUCCAGUAGAACACUGACUUACUACACCUCAACUUCAAGCAGACAAAUAGUAAAAAAGUAUACCCCAACACCCAGGGGAGAAAUGAAGAGCUACAGCCCAACUCAAGUCAGGGAAAAGGUGAAGUAUACUCCUUCCCCACGUGGUAGAAGAGUAGGCAUUUACGCUCCAUCCACAUUCAUGACAAUGGAAACAAGCCAUGCGAUCACCCCCAGGACAACAGUGAAGGACAGUGACAUUACAGCAACCUAUAAAAUACUGGAAACCAACUCUCUUAAGAGAAUAACGGAUGAAACCACCCCAACCACUCUCAAGGGAAUGUUUGAUAGCACCCCAACUUUUCUGACACAUGAGGUAGAAACAAACGUCUUGACUUCUCCAAGGAGCGUCAUGGAAAAAAACAACCUGUCUCCCCCCAGAAGAGUGGAAAGUAACAGCUCAGCCCAUCCCUGGGGGUUAGUGGGAAAGAACAACCUGAAGACUCCCCAGGGAACAGUGCUGGUGCAUACCCCAGCCACCUCUGAGGGGCAGGUGACAAUAAGCACCAUGACAGGCAGCAGCCCAGCAGAAACCAAAGCCUUCACUGCUGCCUGGAGUCUUAGGAAUCCCUCACCCAGGACCAGUGUAUCAGCCAUCAAAACAGCCCCAGCCACAGUCUGGAGGCUGGCAAAGAAACCUUCCACAGCACCCAGCACUUCAACAACCCCCACGGUCAGGGCAAAGCUGACCACGCAGGUCCAUCACUGUGUGGUUGUGAAGCCAACCCCAGCCAUGCCCACCACUCCCUCCCCAAGCCUCACAACGGCCCUGCUCCUAGAGGAGCUCAGUCCCAGUCCCUCAGUGCUGCCUCCCAGCUUGCCAGACCUCCACCCCAAGGGAGAGUACCCCCCAGAUCUGUUCAGUGUGGAGGAGCGGCGGCAGGGCUGGGUGGUCCUGCACAUUUUUGGCAUGAUGUAUGUGUUUGUGGCCUUGGCCAUUGUUUGCGAUGAGUACUUCGUUCCAGCCCUGGGUGUCAUCACAGACAAGCUGCAGAUCUCCGAGGAUGUGGCAGGUGCCACAUUCAUGGCUGCUGGAGGCUCUGCUCCUGAGCUUUUCACCUCCCUCAUCGGUGUCUUCAUUUCCCACAGCAACGUGGGCAUCGGUACCAUUGUAGGCUCUGCUGUGUUCAACAUUCUCUUUGUCAUUGGCACUUGUUCCCUCUUCUCCCGAGAGAUCCUCAACCUCACCUGGUGGCCCUUAUUCCGUGAUGUCUCCUUCUACAUCCUUGACCUGAUAAUGCUCAUCCUCUUCUUCCUGGACAGCCUCAUUGCCUGGUGGGAGAGCCUGCUGCUGCUGCUGGCCUAUGCCUUCUAUGUGUUCACCAUGAAGUGGAACAAGCAUAUCGAGGUCUGGGUGAAGGAGCAGCUCAGCAGGAGGCCAGUGGCCAAGGUCAUGGCCUUAGGAGACCUCAGCAAGCCGGGCGAUGGGGCCAUUGCGGUGGAUGAGCUACAGGAUAACAAGAAGCUGAAGCUCCCGUCCUUGCUGACCCGAGGGAGCAGCUCGACUUCUCUGCACAACAGCACCAUCCGCAGCACCAUCUACCAGCUCAUGAUCCACAGCCUGGACCCCCUGAGGGAAGUUCGCCUUGCCAAGGAGAAGGAGGAGGAGAGCUUGAAUCAAGAGGCCAGAGUCCAAUCCCAGGCCAAAGCAGAAAGCAAACCAGAAGAGGAGGAGCCAGCCAAGCUCCCUGCGGUCACGGUCACACCAGCCCCUGCUCCAGACAUCAAGGGAGAUCAGAAGGAGAAUCCAGGCGGUCAGGAAGAUGUGGCUGAGGCCGAGAGCACAGGUGAAAUGCCAGGCAAAGAGGGCAAAACUGCUGGUGAAGGUGAAACUGAAGAGAAAAGUGGAGGUGAAACUCAACCAGAAGGUGAAGGUGAAACUGAAACACAAGGAAAAGGAGAAGAACGUGAAGGUGAAAAUGAAGCAGAAGGAAAAGGAGACAAUGAAGGUGAAGGUGAGGGUGAAAUCCACGCAGAAGAUGGUGAAAUGAAAGGUAAUGAAGGUGAAACUGAAAGCCAGGAACUCAGUGCUGAAAAUGACGGUGAAGCCAAAAAUGAUGAGAAAGGUGUAGAAGAUGGAGGGGGAAGUGAUGGAGGGGGUAGCAAAGAGGAGGAAGAGGAGGAGGAAGAGGAGGAGGAAGAGGAGGAGGAGGAGGAGGAAGAGGAGGAGAAGGGAAAUGAAGAGCCUCUGUCCCUGGACUGGCCUGAAACCAGGCAGAAGCAGGCCAUUUACCUCUUCCUCCUGCCCAUCGUGUUCCCACUGUGGCUGACAGUCCCCGACGUCCGAAGGCAGGAGUCUAGGAAGUUUUUUGUUUUCACCUUCCUGGGAUCUAUCGUGUGGAUAGCCAUGUUCUCAUACCUCAUGGUGUGGUGGGCUCACCAGGUUGGUGAAACAAUAGGGAUUUCUGAAGAGAUUAUGGGCCUGACAAUCCUUGCAGCAGGCACAUCAAUUCCUGACCUCAUCACCAGUGUGAUUGUCGCUCGAAAAGGCCUGGGAGACAUGGCUGUGUCAAGCUCUGUGGGCAGUAACAUAUUUGAUAUCACUGUGGGCUUGCCUGUUCCUUGGUUGCUUUUCUCUCUUAUCAAUGGAUUACAGCCAGUUCCAGUCAGCAGCAAUGGCUUGUUUUGUGCAAUUGUUUUGCUUUUUCUCAUGCUUCUGUUUGUGAUCUCUUCAAUUGCGUCAUGUAAAUGGAGAAUGAACAAGAUCCUGGGCUUCACAAUGUUCCUCCUUUACUUUGUAUUCCUGAUAAUCAGUGUGAUGUUAGAAGAUAGAAUCAUAUCCUGUCCUGCAUCUGUCUGAGUCAGUCACUCUUGCUUACAAUGGGCAUGGAUCAGAAGACCAUGCAGAAGUUACUGUAUCUCUUGUGACACUAAUGAAAGAAUGUAUAUGAUCCUGGAAAGUGAACUGGGUGACCUAGGACCUCUGAUGUGAAUGUGAUCUGAGACUAAGGUUUGUCCUUGGAAACACCUGCAGCUCAUUGUGGAUUAAGACCCUCGCCCCUGGAGGGGUGGAGUUUCUACCCCUGACUCAUGCAGACAUCUAUUACAUGGAGGCAGCAGAAGGACCCUUGGAGCCAGAGGGUUUUCUAAAUGAGAUAACUGGGGGCAAAGGUUGGGAUAGGAGCAGCAGCUAUAAGACAAGCUCCUAUGCUCACCGUUCCCUGAUCAUUCCAAGGGCUGCUGGCCCAAAAGAUGCAGAUGUGGUCUACAUGUCAGCCUUCCUGACCUCUGCCCCAAACACAUGCUGCAAUUUUGUCUCCUCCUUUUCUGUUCAAAUUGUGAGGUUCUAUCAGGUUUGUAAUCACUGUAGCUUCAGUUAUUGUUGAGUUUAGGGAUCCAAGACUACAGAAAAAAAAGAAAUAUAACAGGAAUCAAUGAUCAUUCCACGUUUUGUAGCCCACUGCAUCUGGAUAUAUACCAGUAUUUUCUUUCUUUCUUUUUUUUCUUUGAGACAGAGUUUUGCUCUUGUUGCCCAGGCUGGUGUGCAAUGGCGUGAUCUUGGCACACCACAACCUUCCCCUCCCCGGUUCAAGCAAUUCUCCUGCCUCAGCCUGAAGUCGUGAUCUGCCCGCCUCGGCCUCCCAAAGUGCUGCGAUUACAGGCGUGAGCCACCGUGCCCGGCCUAUACCAGUAUUUUCUAGUUUAAAAGGAGGACUACAUUAACUCUUAUUGUUGCAUUUCUGAAAAGUGAAAUUUAAAAAGCAGCCUGAAAAAUAAAAAUUUAUAAUUUGCCCUUGAAUUGGAAGGAAUGGAGAUUAGGGAAGGAAAACUACUCUAGAGGCCAUUUAAAAGUAUGUGUUUAUUAGAACAUGCAAAUUAAUGUUGUCUCCAUCAGUGGUCACCUUGAGGGAUUAGACAUUCUAAUGGAAUGUCCUGGCUCCACCCUUGGCCGGCUGUCCUGGCUCCACCCUCCAGCAUGUUCUCACCCAACAAUGACAGUUGAGUGGAGUGGGAAGGGAAGGGAAGUCAUUCUAAAGAGUCCAAAGUCAGUAGUGCCACAUCUGGUUUAUAAAGUAAGAGAUCCAGUGGGGCAAUGCUAUUUUUGUAUGUCAACCUAGAUCGGAUUAUAAAGCAAGACUGAUUUCUUCUGUGGUUUAUGAAUGGAUCUUAAGUUAAUUACAAAAGGGAAAUUCCAAGAAUGCAUAACACAAUGACAACAUGGUGAGAAAAGUGCAGUACUACUUCCAAGGUAGCUAGUGUAAAGGACACUUGAGUUUUUAAAAAUGUGGUUAAAUGUUUUAUGUGGAAUUUGAUGAGUUUGUAUAUUAAAUACCACUGCUUGCUGCUUUUACUAGAAUCAAGUUAAGGGACACGUUAGAAAUAGAACAGCUUAAUAUCACUGGCUUCAGAGCAAAAUGAGCUCGGGUGACUCUAGAUUAUGAUGGUAAAUAUGGCUUUAAUUACAAACAUGAGGAAUGAUUCACUGAAGAUGAAAAGAUAGGAUGGAUGUGAUGUGAAAAAAACCCAAACAUUUUGGCAUUGAACGAUGGCUAAGGUGUUCCAAGUAUUCCAUCUUUUAAAGAUGAUGAACUGCUUAAUUAAUUGCCUCGCUACCCCAGGAUUCCCAUUCUUUGGAAAUAAUUUUUAUUAAAUUUCAAUAAACUGUGAAUCCCAAUGGUAUUUUACUUUACAACAUGGAUGGGCUCAUCCUUAUCUUUAGGUCAUUUGGUCAGAAUCCUCCCGAGAAGGCUGAUGAAGAGUAUGGAAUCAUGUUCCAAUUCUAUAUUCUUAAUUAUCCUUAUUCCUGAUGCUACUGCAUUGCUGGGUUUCCAUAGCCAAGGCCUAAGAACAGGAGGAGAAGGCAAUGCCUGUGGGAGGGAGGUCCCAAUACCAAAAUUCUGGGCGCUAACCUGGUGUCUGCAGCCUGUUCCCGUUAGCCUUGGGGAUGUCACCUCACCCACAGCCUGGGAUCUGACGUUCUUCCUCAGACUGAGUAAGGAGUGAUGGACCGUAAAAUGCUGUGUAAUGAUAAAAGGCUGAAAUAUCCACUGAAUGAUUAAAACCAACUCUAACAAUCUGACAUCCUUUUCCCAGUUUGCUGAAUUUCUGGCAUACCCCUUUGCCUAGAAGGGAAGUUCUGAUCACUUCACAGUGUUACAGAAAAGGACAAGUACAAAAAAUGAAAGCUGAGUCUUGAUGAAUGAGUAGGAAUUCACUGGGGGAGAGAGUGAGAUUACUUUGGUGAGAUGGAAAACUUGUGUAACUUUUAAAAGACUAAUUAGUUAUACCUGGAAAUUAAAUUUUUUGGUCACACAUUUACAAACGUACUAUAAUAUUAAAAUCAUGCUGUUUUAGAGGUAAAGUACCAUUUAAAAAUGUCAAGAUAAUAUUGAGAUGGUUCUCUCACUUUAUAGGCAGAAUAUUCUGUAUAUAGUUACUUGUGACAAAUUCUAGGUCGUUCAUUCAGCCUGGAAAGUCUGAACUGUCCCAAAUGGGUAUUUGAAUUGGAAGUCAGUGGCUACAUGGAUGACUUCAACCCCCUUAGGCUGCACUUCCUUGAAGGCCCUGGUAAUAGGUUUGAGCUAGUUUUCUGAAUUCUUCCUCAUUUAAUGGGUUAAGAGUUUAUAUAGUACCAGAAAAAAGAGAUGUAUUCCAAAUUUUUCAAACUGUUAUGUGUUUAAAUGGUGUUUUGUUUUGUUUUGUUUUAAAAAGAGACGGGGCCUUGCCCUGUCACCCAGGCUAGAGUGCAGUGACAUGAACAUGGCUCACUGUAGCCUCACCUUUUGGACUCAGGUGAUCCUCCCGCCUCAGCCCCCCAAGUAGCUGGGACUACAGAAGUGCACCACCACACUCAGCUAAUUCUUGUUUUUUGUAGAGAUAGGGUUUUGCCAUGUUGCCCAGGCUGAUCUCGAACUCCUGAGCUCAGGCAAUCUGCCUGCCUCGGCCUCCCAAAGUGCUGAGAUUACAGGCAUGAGCCACUGUACCCAGCCAAAAUGGUUACUAUAUAUUUUGAACAUUAUAUUGCACUGUCAUCAAUAGAUUCGAAAAUAGUUUUACCAAAUUAUAGGCUUAGUUUUUUAUAGCUGUCUAUAUCAAUAUUAUUUAAAGAUUGAGUACCAAAGGGGGCAGAAAUUGGAAAUGUAUUAUCUAGAGCACAGCCUAGUAAAAUAAUCAGGAAGAGGGCCAGGCGCGGUGGCUCAUGCCUAUAAUCCCAGCACUUUGGGAGGCUGAGGCGGGUGGAUCACGAGGUCAGGAGACCGAGACCAUCCUGGCUAACACGGUGAAACCCCGUCUCUACUAAAAAAAUACAAAAAAUUAGCCGGGCGAGGUGGUGGGCACCUGUAGUCCCAGCUACUCGGGAGGCUGAGGCAGGAGAAUGGUGUGAACCCAGGGGGGUGGAGCCUGCAGUAAGCCGAGAUCGCACCACUGCACUCCAGCCUGGGCAACAGCAAGACUC
This is a messenger RNA of Pongo pygmaeus (Bornean orangutan), 8466 nucleotides long. RefSeq names its product solute carrier family 24 member 1 (gene SLC24A1). Gene Ontology annotation, biological process: long-term synaptic potentiation; intracellular calcium ion homeostasis; calcium ion transmembrane transport. Gene Ontology annotation, molecular function: calcium, potassium:sodium antiporter activity; calcium channel activity. The transcript has 11 exons. Lineage: Eukaryota; Metazoa; Chordata; Mammalia; Primates; Hominidae. Gene Ontology annotation, cellular component: plasma membrane. The coding region runs from base 1597 to 4869 and encodes 1090 amino acids. The record is from RefSeq and is a predicted model, not a curated record.